AUGUUGCAAGGAGAAGAAGAGAGAGAGAGACGAGAGAGAGGAGAGAGAGAAGAGAGAGUGUUGAGAAAGAUAUUUUUGAAAUACGGGUUACAAGGAAGGACAGUGAUUCAACAAGUACCGGUACGAGACUGCGUUAAAUUUUUCCCGCUCGUUUCGCGACACGCCGCAACUGCACCCGAAGCGCCCAUUGGCCCAAAGCCCACGUGCCCUCACCGCGGCGCGGAGCGCACGCACGCGGCGCCAGUUGCCGCUCUCGGCGGCGAAGUGCAGCGCCGUUUGCCGCCCGCGUGCGCGCGUGCACGUCGGCGCCUUUCCACCAGCAGCGCCACGCAGGCGCCCGCUGUCAGUCGUGUGGUAGGCGGCCAGCUGCAGCGGCCGUUGAAGCCCAGCUCCGUCUUGCGAAGGCACGUUGCGCCGCGCUUCACCAGCAGGUGCAGCACGCCCCGGGCUUGUAUCAUGAAUGAAAUCAAGGCGCCCUACAAUGAGCUGAAUAGAGAUUAUAACGAGGGCAAGAAACUUGUGAAGCCACGUGCAAUGCGAAAUCACCGAAGGAAUCAUGGGGCACAAUGCAACAAAUCAAUCUUCAUAUUUAUUGCUCGUACUGCCCCGAACACUGGUACUUUUCCAGAAGGAAUGACUCAUCCGGAGUAG
Molecule: messenger RNA, 651 nt
Organism: Gryllus bimaculatus (two-spotted cricket)
Lineage: Eukaryota; Metazoa; Arthropoda; Insecta; Orthoptera; Gryllidae
Source: the annotation of a GenBank genome assembly